Molecule: messenger RNA, 1125 nt
Organism: Neoarius graeffei (lesser salmon catfish)
Lineage: Eukaryota; Metazoa; Chordata; Actinopteri; Siluriformes; Ariidae
Exons: 2
Coding region: 1-1125 (374 amino acids)
Source: RefSeq, a predicted model, not a curated record
AUGGCGGGGCCUGACUGGUUCUGCAACUUUAUUAGGCGGAACCCCAGACUCUCCAUUAGGAGUCCCCAGGCAACAAGCCUUUCAAGGGCCACCUCCUUCAACAGAACCAAUGUGGAGGCCUUCUUCAGUCGCCUGGGGGAGGUAAUACAGAGGAACAACUUCGAUGGUUCAGACAUUUGGAAUAUGGACGAGACAGGGGUCACCACAGUGCAGGCUCCAUCCCGAGUGGUAGCGCGCCGGGGGGUCAAACAGGUAGGAGCCAUGACGUCAGGCUUACCUGCUGCCUGGCUCCUCACCUGCUCACCUGCCGCCGGUCUCCUCACCUGCUCACCUGCUGUCGGGCUCCUCACCUGCCCACCUGCCGCCGGUCUCCUCACCUGCCCACCUGCCGCCGGUCUCCUCACCUGCCCACCUGCUGCCGGUCUCCUCACCUGCUCACCUGCUGUCGGGCUCCUCAACUGCUCACCUGCCGCCGGUCUCCUCACCUGCUUACCUGCUGUCGGGCUCCUCAACUGCUCACCUGCCGCCAGUCUCCUCACCUGCUUACCUGCUGUCGGGCUCCUCAACUGCCCACCUGCCGCCGGUCUCCUCACCUGCCCACCUGCUACCGGUCUCCUCAACUGCCCACCUGCCGCCGGUCUCCUCACCUGCCCACCUGCUACCGGGCUCCUCAACUGCUCACCUGCCGCCGGUCUCCUCACCUGCUCACCUGCUGUCGGGCUCCUCAACUGCUCACCUGCCGCCGGUCUCCUCACCUGCCCACCUGCUGUCGGGCUCCUCAACUGCUCACCUGCCGCCGGUCUCCUCACCUGCUCACCUGCUGUCGGGCUCCUCAACUGCUCACCUGCCGCCGGUCUCCUCACCUGCUUACCUGCUGUCGGGCUCCUCAACUGCUCACCUGCCGCCGGUCUCCUCACCUGCCCACCUGCUACCGGGCUCCUCAACUGCCCACCUGCCGCCGGUCUCCUCACCUGCCCACCUGCUACCGGGCUCCUCAACUGCUCACCUGCCGCUGGUCUCCUCACCUGCUCACCUGCUGUCGGGCUCCUUACCUGCUCACAUGCCACCUGGCUCCUCACCUGCUCACCUGCUGCCGGUCUCCUCACCUGCCUCUGGGUUCCUUAG